AUGCCUUCUUUCGCCUCCCUCCUUUCCACCGCCGCCCUCGUGGCCCUCGCCCAGGCCCACGGCGUCCUUCUCAAUGCCCAAGGUGAUGCCGGCUCGCCUGCCUCGAUCGGCUUCCAGGUCAGCUUGGACAUUGCCCGGAACUGCACUUCCAUCAACCCCUGCCAGCAGGACACCACCAUCAUCCGCGACCAGGAGAUCAAGAACAACGUUGUCAACGAGUGCGGCCGCACCGAGCUGACCGGCAACAUCGACAUUGGCGAGAACACCGAGAACGCCCUUGCCGCCAAGCAGGUCACCCAGGUCAAGGCCGGCUCCAAGGUCCAGGUCACCAUCCACCAGGUCAACGCCGAUGGCGCCGGUCCCUAUGCCUGCGACCUCAUCGAGGCUGGCAACAACGGUGUCAUCAGCCAGAACCUGACCGUCCUCGACAACGUCCCUGGCGUCAACGGCUUCUCCCAGGCCCGCACCCAGGAUUUCAACAUCACCGUCGUGAUGCCUGACAAGUUCAACUGCGUUGGCUCCUCUGCCGGCAACGUCUGCACUGUCCGCUGCCGCAACAACGCUCAGGCCGGUCCCUUUGGUGGCUGCUUCCCCGUCCAGCAGACCGACAACACCCCGUCUGCCAACACUGCUGCCACCGUCGACACUGCCAUUGGUGUUGAGGCCGUUGCUAAGCAGGUUGCUGACGACCAGGCUGACUUCGAGGCUGCCGUCGCUGCCAACGUUGUUGCUGGUAGCAAGGAGGGCCUUGCCAACCUCAAGAAGGUCGAGGACAUCCUCAACGCCAAGACCUCCACCCUCGUCAGCCUGGCUGCUCCCGUCCAGACCCUGAGCGUCCAGCUCGGCGGCAACGCCGCCACUGUUAUUGCUAGCGCUACUUCUGCCGCUGCUGCCCAGCCUACUCGUGCCGCUGGUGGCAACGGCCAGGGCAACGGCCAAGGACGUGGCCAGGGUCGCGGUGGCCAGAACAACGGCCAGGGCAACGGCCGCAACAACGCCCGUGGCUUCAGCCAGCGCCGCCGUGUCGCCGACGCCGAGCUCCGUGGCGCGUACUAA
Microdochium trichocladiopsis is the source of this 1056-nucleotide messenger RNA. RefSeq lists its product as uncharacterized. The record is from RefSeq and is a predicted model, not a curated record. NCBI's taxonomy places the organism in Eukaryota, Fungi, Ascomycota, Sordariomycetes, Xylariales, Microdochiaceae. The transcript is spliced from 3 exons. The coding region runs from base 1 to 1056 and encodes 351 amino acids.